AUGGAAGUCCAAGCAGCCUACACAGCCUUUUCUGAACUUCUUACCCAAGCACUUGAAAAGAUAAGAAAAUACUUAAAUUCCAAAAAAUUCAAAAAUCUACGUGAGAACUGUAACCAGGCCUUAGAAACAGAUCAUAGUCUUAAUUUUGAUUACAAGCCGGCUUCUGUCUAUUGGUUACGCAGCCAUCAAUGACCCUUUCUAGGAUUCAUCCCUUUUGUGACACUGUUUACCAAGCUGAGCCGGAUAGAAAUGAUUCCCCCAGAGAGAAAAGGAUCUGCACCGCCUUGCUCCUACUUCGGCCCCUGAUGACAUUGAAAAUUUGAUGUAUUUGCUCCUCCUUGCCUUACGACUCCAGUGUUGAAUAGGCGGACUAUGGACUUCUGCGGCUGCUGCUUGAACGCACGAAGAUUGUCCACAUAAUAUCCUAAAAUGGAAUUUCUGGUCGACUUUCAACAAAAGGGAAAAGCUAAGGGUCUCCCCUUAUCAACUUCAAUCCCUCCCUAUCCUUCUGGUAUAAUCCAACUCUGAAAUCGGACUAGGAAUAGGCUUCACACAAUUACUGUAAUUGCUUAAUAAGCAUUGCUAUCAAUUUUUGGGUUGAUAAAACCUUGUGGACAUAAUUAAAUAUGUGCACAAUGCUGCAUGACCAGGAGGCCAUAUCCAGACCGAGGCAUUAUAUUUAAUUUAGCCUUAGAUCAGAUAAAAGUUGAUCAAACAUUAGAUGCGAACAAAUAUUUCCCAAUUUUCAAGCUUGCAUUAGAUUCCAAAAACACCAAAGUCUUAGAGCAUACUCUCUACUAUACCCAAAAACUUAUUUCUCACGGGUUUUUGACUGGAAAUUGUGAUGAUAAUUGCCAAUAUUCUGAGCCGCCUCAAUUGAUUUCCCAGAGAUAUCCGCGCAAAUUAAUUGAUGCUAUUGUUGAAUCUGUUUGCAGCUGUGUUCAUGAAAGAGAUGACAAUGUGCAGCUUCAGGUGAUAAAAACCAUUCUAACUAUUAUCACAAGUUUUAACACAGAAGUCCAUGACAGAACUUUGCUAGAAGCUUUUAGGGCUUGUUAUCAUAUUCAUAUUACAAGUAAAAAUCUAAAUUAUUUCGGCAUAAUUUAACAUUUUUUUAUUAAAAUAUUUUUAAAUGCAUAUAUAUAUAAAUGAGUAUAGUAAAUCAGACUACAGCGAAGGCAACACUAACACAGAUGCUUCACUUUGUAUUCCAAAGGAUGGAAAGCUCCUCUGUAGGAUUAAAUGAAGAAUCUUUGAAUAUUGUAAUUAAAGGCAUCGUCAGGACAAUGAUAGACGAUGUAGUACUUUAUGAUAAGAAAAAUGAUAAGAAUAUUCCUAUUAGGUCAGUUCCAUAUAUGCUCGACCCUGAUGAUCCUUCUUAUAAAGCCAUUGUGCAGGUUGAAGAAAUCAAUGAAGAUGGAAUUCCUGCAGGAAAAUUUGGCUGAUGUGUGGUGUGCAGAAAGGCUGCUAACUUUUAUUGCAAAGAUAUGAGAGAACCUGUGUGCUCAGAAGCUUGCAAAAAGAGCAAUCUAAGGAAUUAUGAAAAAGCUGAAUUGUCACUUGUCGGUGAUGAAGAUAAUGAUUAUUUAUUUGAUGCUAUUAUUACAUUUCGAUCAAUCUGCAAAUUAAGCUUAAAAGAACUGCCUACGUAAUUGCUAAUUAGAUCUAUGUCAAGCGUUACAUUUAGAUCCAAAGUAUUAUCACUUGAAUUGAUUCUCGCUGUGCUUGAUAACCCAGGCCCUGUUUUUUGUACACGAAAACAAUUUGUAGAAAUAAUCCGUGGAAGCUUGUGUGAAAGUCUUAUGAAUAAUUCCAUUUCUACUGAUAAAACUAUUUUUGCUUUAAGUUUAUCUAUAUUUGUAGCGUUAGUCAACAAUUUUAAAGACACUUUGAAAACGGAAAUAGGGAUUUUUAUGGAUAAUAUCUUUAUUAAGCUGCUGGAAAGUGAAAAUGCAAGUUAUAAUCAAAAAUUGUUGGUGAUUGAGGUGUUUUAUAGGAUAACACAGAACCCUAAAACCACAUUGGAAUUGUUUUUAAAUUAUGACUGUGAUGUAUAGCGUUUAUCUUGAAAUAGAUUAUUAUUAGCCAUCACUUAAUUUUCAAAAUGAUAUCGGGAAAACUCUAAAGCUAAAAAGAUAAAUGUCUUUUUUUUGAUUCAAGAACCAUUCAGAAUUAGAUAAUAUAAAAGCAAUAACUAAUUUUUUCUAGCUAAUGCAGGGUUCAUUGUGAUCUAUUGGAGGCAUGAACUAUAGAAGAAAAAGAUAUUUUUGGAAGAAUGAUCGAUAUUCUAGGAAAAAUUGCAGUUGGAAGAUAUAGGAAUUGCCCGAGGAUGGCGCUAUCUUGCGCCAUCCUCGGGCAAUCCAAAAAAUGGCCCCACACUGGGAAUCGAACCCACGUGUGGGGCCAUUUUUGGUGCGUGUAAGUCGAUGUUGGCCACACACAAAAAAUGGCCCCACACGUGGGGUUCGAUUCCCGGUGUGGGGCCAUUUUUGAAUUGCCUGAGGAUGGCGCAUAAUAGCGCUAUCCUUGGGCAAUUGCUAUAUAAAAGUUCUAGCAAUUUACAGCCACAGCAAGAGUUAUCGCUACGAUCGAUUGCUCUAGAGACUGUUACCAAUAUUAUGACUGUUCAAGUUGUGUGGCUUGAAAAAGAAAAUGGGUAUCAAAAUAAGAAUACUGAGCAUAUGAACUCUGAAGAACUGUCUGAUACUGUGAGUGAUUCUGGAUCUGAAGCUACUAAUAACUUUUCUAUUGCUUCAGAUCAAUUUGAAAAGAAUAAGCAGCUUAAAUCAUGUCUUUCCAGAGCUGUAUCAAAAUUUAACAUAAAUCCAGCCCAAGGAAUAAAAUUUUUAGAUGAUAAUGGCUACCUUAAUUCUAAUUCUCCUCAAGAAAUCGCCACAUUUUUAAAACUCACGCCAGGAAUCGAUAAAACAAUGUUGGGAGACUAUCUUGGCCGAGACAAAGAUUUAAAUUCGCAGGUUUUAUAUGAGUUUAUCCAUUUACAUUCAUUCCAAGGGAUCGACCUUGUAGAAGCAAUCAGAAUAUUUUUAACUUCUUUUAGAAUUCCUGGCGAAGGGCAAAAAAUUGAUAAAAUUAUGCAAACUUUUGCAGAAAAAUACUAUAAAGAUAACCCUGAAAAAUUCAGUACAGCUGAUUCUGUAUAUGUUUUGUCUUUUGCUAUUAUGAUGGUUACUUCACACGACAACUAUUUCAUAACGACUAUUUUUUUUUGGCCUAUUUUUUUUGGCCUAUUUUUUUUAGCUAUUAUUUUUUUUCACCUAUUUUUUUUUGGCUUAUUUUUUUUGGGCCUAUUUUUUUUGGCCUAUUUUUUUUAACCCUAUUUUUUUUUGGCCUAUUUUUUUGGACUUUUUUUUUGACCAUUUUUUAGCUAUUUUUUUACUAUUAUUUGGGCCUAAUUUCAUACUAAUGAUUUUAAUAUAUUUUUUAAUGUAUUUUAAACAAUUUUAUCAGCAUAAAAUGCACCUUUAACAGAUCUCUUACUCCAUGAAUGCUAAUUCCUUGCUUUUUAAAUUUCGAGAAUUUUAGAUUUAAUUAGAAGUUUUCCACUUAAUUCACUCAAUAUUAAUAGUGUAAGGAAAUAUGUCCGUUACUCAAUAAUUAUUUAGUUCUCUCAGCAGCUUCAUGAAUGAUCCUCGAAAGAAAAAAUAGGAAAAAAAAUUAAGCCAAAAAAAAAUAAAUAGGCCAAAAAUAUAGGCCAAAAAAAAAUAGGCUAAAAAAAUAGGCCAAAAAAAAUAAGCCAAAAAAUAGGCCAAAAAAAAAUAGUCGUUAUGAAAUAGUUGUCGUGUGAAGACACGAUUAUGAUGCUGCAGACAGAUUUACAUAACCCAGCAAAUAAAAAUAAAAUGACUCUUUCAGGAUUUAUUAUGAUUAAUACAGGGAUUGACCAAGGAAAAGACUUAGAUCAUAAAUAUUUAGAAGAAAUUUAUAAUAAUGUCAAAGACCAUCCAUUUACUUUAGAAGAAGAUGAAGAAGCCAGAGAUAAAUUAGAAAUGGCAGGAUUAAAAAAGCAAGAGCUUUAUGCAAAAGAAAGCGAAAAAAUGUUAAAUAAAGGGCACAAUAUGAUUAAAAAAGCCAGAAAAUCAACUGUUUAUCAUGAAGCUACAGAUAUUGACUACCUCAAAACUAUGUUUAACGCAUUAUGGCACCCACUAUUAGCAACUUUUUCAAUUAUUUUAGAAGAAUCUGAUGACCCAAAAUUUUGGCGACUCUGUAUGCAAGGCUAUUUAGCCUGCAUAAAAAUUUCCUGCAGGUUUGGCAUGACCCUUGAAAUUGAAAUUUUUUUAUCAUCCCUUGCCAAAUUUACAUCCCUUAUAUACUUAAACAAUCUUAUUACAGAAAAAAACAUAGAAUGUGUCAAACUUCUGCUAGAAAUUGCAAAACUAGAAGCAAAUUGCCUAAAAGGCUCAUGGGUGCAUGUAAUUAAAUGUCUUUCUAAACUAGACCAUCUGCAUUUGUUGAAUUCAGGGGCUGAGUAUGAUGGGCCAGCAACAGAACUCGAAAUUCAUGUCUCUGAAAGUAUCUCUGCACAGAUAAGUCCUGAUGAAAUUGAUUAUAUUUUUAAUAUGUCAGCUGGGCUAGAUGACGAUAACAUUGUGGAAUUUGUGUCAAAGUUAGUAGAAGUUUCUAAAGAAGAACUGUGGAAUGAACACCCACAAACUUUUUGUUUGCAAGCACUGGUUAAUGUUGCUGAUGUAAAUAUGAACAGAAUCCGCUAUGUGUGGAGCAGACUUUGGACUGUUUUAAAAGAGCAUUUUUACAAGUCGGGACUACAUCAUAAUCAAUUUAUUGCAAUUUUUGCAGUUGACUCAUUAAAACAGCUUGCUAUAAAGUUUUUGCAAAAAGAAGAGUCUACUAAUUUCCACUUCCAAAAAGAAUUUUUAUAUCCGUUUGACUUGAUUUUUAAACAAAGCCAAAAUGCCCAAGUAAAAGAGCUAUACCUUAAUUGGAUAAUUAUAAAGCGAAACAUUUUCGAGUUUAUUAUAAAUAAAUAGGACAUACUAGCUAUUAAUUAGGUCUCAAUUAUUGUAAUUAUAUAUAGUUGUAGCCUGCAUGUGCACUUUUGUGUUUACUCUGGUUCAUAACAUACACUCAGGCUGGCAUAAUAUUUUUGAAGUAUUUCAAACAGCAGCAAAAUACACAUCAGGGUCAAUUCCUGAGCAAGCAUUCCAGGCAAUUUCAAUGAUCAUUGAAAAACAUUUAGGAUUAGUCUCCGAAAAUAUUCAAGAAUUAGUUAACUGUUUAUGCCUUUUCACAGGAAAUUCAAAUGAGAUUAUUUGUAUUAAAAGCUUUGAUUUAAUGAGUAAGUGCAUAGAAGAAAUUUUAAAUGAAAAAAUUCAGCCUGGAUUUUUAUAUACGCUGAUUUCAGCUAUUGCAGGAAGAGUUUCUGAUCCUAGAGAACAGAUUAGGUUAAAAGCUUUAGAAAACUUGUUUGGGUCAUUGAAAAGAAUUGAUGGAAAAUAUAAUGAAGAACAGUGGAAAGUGAUUUAUUCUGGGAUUCUUUUGCCGAUAUUUGAUGAUUUUCAGUAUGGGUCAAGCUCAGAUAAAGAGUGGGUGCAUACUACUUGUCAACAGACUUUUAAACUGGUUGUUCAACUGCUUACAGAGAGCUAUAACCAUUUAAGCUUUUUAAUACCUGAUUUUUUAGAAAUGCUAGGAAGAGGAGUUUCAAGCCUUCAUGAGCAGCUAGCAAAGAUCAGUAUUUUGACGAUAAAAAGCCUAGCUGAAGCAUCAGGAGCAAAUUUUAAUGAAAUAAUUUGGGUUUGUUUUUUAUCAAAAUUCGAAGAAUUGCUGAAAAUUACAACUCCAUAUGAGCUUAGAGAUGAUUUAAUUGAAGGAAAACUAACAUUUGAUAUUGCUUUAUGCUUACUCCCCCCCCCCCCUCCGUGAGCGAACAAAACCAUUAGAAAAAUCGCCAUUUUUUGACCAAAAAAACCCACCCUCCGUGAGUGAACAAAAAUUUUUUUAAUAGAAAAAAUUUUAAUGGAAAAAAAUUUUGAUAUAUAAGUGAUAAUUAGUAUAAUGAAAUCUAGAGCUAAUUCUGUUUAAUUUUAAACAAAUUGCGUUUUUAAAACAUAAAUUUUGCAAAUUAAAUUAAUAUUUGCUUCCCAAUUUUUGCAAAUUAGGAUUUUUUUAAAUUUCGAAAAAAAUAUUUUUUAUAAAAUUUAUAUAUAAAUUUUUUUUAAAAAAAAAAUUAACCCCCCUCCGUGAGCGAACAAAAUUUUUUUGUUCGCUCACGGAGGGGGGGGGGGGGAGUUAGAAAAAUGCAUUAUUCAGCGCCAAUUAAUUGAAGCUUGUAACGAUAUCGGGAAAAAAUUCGUUUCAAAAUUCCCGUUAGAACCAUCUGUAAAAUUUAUAUCAAUUUUGGAAGAAGUCUAUAAUUACUCAAGAAAUUAUGAUAAUAACAUUAGCCACAGGACAACCUUAUGACAAGCAGGCUUUUUAGGCGACAUAAACACCCUUCCUGGCCUCUUCAAUAUAGAAAAAGAAUCUUUAUCUUGCAUUUUAAAUUAUUUAUUUGAAUUUUCUACCAAAGAUCUUACAAUUUCUGAAAAAAUUUACACGCUAUCAAAAAUUUUAUUGACUGAUAUAAUCAAUAAAGACCAACUAGGAGCAGAAAGAAAACAAGAAAUUACCAACCUUGAGCCUAUUAUAGCUAAUCAGUUAUUGCCUGGAUUAAGCAAAAAUAUUAAAGAAGCAGCCUCCAAAAUCGGCGCCCAAAUAGUAGACCUAAUUGUAGUUGACGAUUUAAGAAUCAGAGAAGAGGUUCGGAAAUUUUUUAAAGAAUAUUUGCUUAUAACACGAUAA
Blepharisma stoltei is the source of this 6822-nucleotide messenger RNA. NCBI's taxonomy places the organism in Eukaryota, Ciliophora, Heterotrichea, Heterotrichida, Blepharismidae. The record is from the annotation of a GenBank genome assembly.